GCCCGCCCCGCCGCCGCGUCCCUCCGGGGCACCAUGGAGCUCUCGCCGUCGUCCGGAGGAGCCGCCGAGGCGCUGUCCUGGCCGGAGAUGUUCCCGGGGCUGGAGUCCGACUCGCCGCUGCCCCCGGAGGAGCUGGACGCGGUUGUUCCCGUCAGCGGGGCCGUGGCCGGUGGCAUGUUGGAUCGAAUCCUUCUGGAGUCCGUGUGCCAGCAACAGAGCUGGGUCCGGGUGUACGAUGUUAAAGGACCACCUACCCAUCGUCUCUCUUGUGGCCAGUCACCCUACACCGAGACGACAACGUGGGAGCGGAAGUACUGCAUCCUCACAGACAGCCAGUUGGUAUUGCUCAACAGGGAGAAGGAGAUGCCUGUGGAAGGGGGACAGGAGCAGCAGACAGAUUCCACCAAAGGGCGAUGCCUGAGGAGAACUGUCAGUGUCCCUUCUGAGGGUCAGUUUCCUGAGUACCCACCAGAGGGCGCCUCUAAACUGGCAUGUGUUGAAACAAGUUUAGGUGUGGGCCUAAGUUACACUGAAAACCCGUCUGGGUGUUACCAUGUUAUAGGCCAUUUGUAUUUCACAUACAGCUUCUUUGUGAAUUUAACUGGCCUAGCAGCACCUUUCAACUCCUUUGCUUUCAUUAUUUGUAAAGUUAUGUUGAUGACUGUCUUUGCCACUUCUCAAGGAAAGGUUGAACAGUCAAGCUUUGACCCACAAAAAUUGGUAGAUUUUGAGAAAAUGCAGUCAUAA
Tupaia belangeri chinensis (Chinese tree shrew) is the source of this 747-nucleotide messenger RNA. RefSeq lists its product as uncharacterized. The transcript is spliced from 4 exons. The coding region runs from base 34 to 747 and encodes 237 amino acids. NCBI's taxonomy places the organism in Eukaryota, Metazoa, Chordata, Mammalia, Scandentia, Tupaiidae. The record is from RefSeq and is a predicted model, not a curated record.